GAUUCACUAUGACGUUUAUUUUUAUUGUCGUCUGCUUUGUUGAUUUUAUCUCAAAAGUCACACAAGUAAAUAAGAUAAGACUAGGAAGGAAAUAGAAAGUCACAUUGCGCCUUUACCUUUGCUCUCUUGCUUAUGUCAAUUGUUUUUCAAUUUUUUAUCUUCAGUUUUAGCAUAGAAUGUGUAAUAAAACGUUUCACUGAAGAACUUAUAAGUAUUUGGCUUCAACUAUCAGCACGAAAUGGCUGCUUCUACUCCAACUAAAGUCGAGUUUUACUUUGACGUCGUGUCUCCAUAUACUUGGUUUUGUUUUGAGGUUCUUUGUCGAUAUAAACCAUAUUGGAAUAUGGAUUUAGUUCUUCGGCCUUUUUUCCUUGGAGGAGUUAUGAAAGCUACUGGAAAUAAACCUCCUAUGACUGUUGCAUCAAAAGGCAUGUACAUGCAGAAAGACCUUCUCAGAAAUGCUGACUACUUUGGAAUCAACAUCAAACUUAUUGAUGAUCCCUACAAUGUUCUUGUUCAAAAAGGUUCCUUGAAAGCCAUGAGAUUUCUCACUUCUAUUAAUCUACACUGCCCAGUGUACCUUGAAAAUGUCUCUCGUGAACUUUGGCAAAGAAUCUGGUCUAUAGGAGAAGAUAUCACAGAGGAAGACAGUUUUAAACUAGCUGCUAAAAACGCCCAAAUGAAUGAAAUUGAUAUUGAGAAUUGUUUGAAAAGAAUGGAUGAACCGGAAACAAGAGAGGCUUUAAAAAAGACUACGGAAGAAGCAGUUGAUUAUGGGGCUUUUGGCGCACCAACGAUCGUUGUUCAUGCCAAGGAAGGACCAGAACUAUUUUUCGGAUCGGAUCGCUUUCCAUUAAUUGCUCAAUUGUUGAAAGAAGUGUGGAAAGGUCCUUUUCCAGAACAGAAGAAUAGCAAACUGUAACUAGCUUAAUUCUGAAAGCUGAAACC
Molecule: messenger RNA, 948 nt
Organism: Daphnia pulicaria
Lineage: Eukaryota; Metazoa; Arthropoda; Branchiopoda; Diplostraca; Daphniidae
Product: glutathione S-transferase kappa 1-like
Exons: 5
Coding region: 239-922 (227 amino acids)
Biological process (GO): glutathione metabolic process
Cellular component (GO): peroxisome; mitochondrion
Molecular function (GO): glutathione transferase activity; glutathione peroxidase activity
Source: RefSeq, a predicted model, not a curated record